Messenger RNA from Sebastes umbrosus (honeycomb rockfish), 2392 nucleotides. RefSeq names its product myristoylated alanine-rich protein kinase C substrate a (gene marcksa). Gene Ontology annotation, cellular component: actin filament bundle; cytoplasm; plasma membrane. The record is from RefSeq and is a predicted model, not a curated record. Lineage: Eukaryota; Metazoa; Chordata; Actinopteri; Perciformes; Sebastidae. The transcript has 2 exons. Gene Ontology annotation, biological process: central nervous system development; actin filament organization. Bases 338 to 1153 code for a protein of 271 amino acids. Gene Ontology annotation, molecular function: calmodulin binding; actin filament binding.
UCUUCACUUGGGCGUUGGACUCCGCAUCUUAUUAGCAACAAGGGAAAUUUCUCCAUUUUGCAGCCUGUCUACAGCGACACGGCCACCGAGCUGGGAUUUUAUUACUUCUCCUUCACCUGUCAGCUUUUUUACUGCUAUUUUUGAAAAACCCCUCGUCGCUUUAAACUGGACUUUUGCUUUCCAUUUUUUCCCCUGUGAACUUUUUUUCUUUGUGCACAGAGAGAGAGAGAGAGACAGCAGCGAAGAGCUUUGCGUUUCAACAAAGAGGGCUUGUGGGUCUUUGUUCGGUUUUUUUUUUUGGAUCGGUUGAGUUUCUUUGUUGGAGCGAAAAAAAAGCAUGGGAGCGCAAUUGUCCAAGACACCUGGAAAGGCUGAAAUCGCGGUGGAAAAACACGGAGAGGUUGGUGCUUCACCCACCAAGACCAACGGACAGGAAAACGGCCAUGUUAAAGUGAACGGGGAUGCCUCUCCCGCGGCGGCCGAGAACGGCAAAGAGGAGGUGCAGGCCAACGGCAGCGCCGGGGCCGAGGAGAGCCCCAAGGAGGAGGAGGCCAACAACAAGGAGGAGGAGGCCGCUGCCCCCGCUGAGAAGGAUGCAGUGGAUGGGGUAGAGAAGGUAGAGGCAGCAUCCCCUGCUCCCGCUGAGGGAGAGGCGGCAGCGAAGACGGAGGACGGCGCCACGCCUUCCACCAGCAACGAGACCCCCAAGAAGAAGAAGAAGAGGUUCUCCUUCAAGAAGUCCUUCAAGCUCAGCGGCUUUUCUUUCAAGAAGACCAAAAAGGAGACAGGGGAAGGAGCGGAGAGCGAGGAGGCGGCUGUAGCGGCGGCGGCAGCAUCCACGGAGGAGGCCAAAGCCGAGGGCACAGAGGAGGCAGCGGCCGCUGGCGAGGAGGCCAAGCCCGCUGAGGGGGAGGCUGCACCUGCCGCCGAGGCUGCCAAGGAGGAGGUAGAGGCCAAGCCAGAGGUGGCAGCAGCAGCAGCACCAGCAGAGAAACCUGCCGAGGAGGCCAAGGAGGCCGCGCCCGUAGAGGAGCCAAAGGCGGAGGAGAAGCCGGCGGAGGAGGCGCCCAAAACAGAGGAGGUCGCCCCGGCCGCGCAGGAAGCAGCGUCAGCGGAGGCUCCGGCCGCAGCAGCCGCCGAGGCCGCCGAAUAAGUUGGGAAAAGAGGAGAGAAAUAAAAAAAAAAAAAAAGAAGAUAAUCAAAGAACAUUUCCCUGUUUGUAUGUUGGAGUGACGCCAGGUCCUGGCUUUGAAGAACUUGUCUACAACCAGGGAUAUUUUAAAGCUUUUCUUUAUUUUUUAUUUUUGGUUUCCAUUCCCCCCUCCGCCCCCUUACACAAAACCCAUCUCGGUCCAUUGUUACUUCCAUUCCAGCGGGCUAGGGAGGUGGGUGGCUUCAAUAUGUACAACAGAUUAAAUACAUCCACACUCUGCCAUAUAUUUUUUCAUCAGUAUUAUUUUUUUUUUUUCCUUUUGAAUUUUUUUUUUAUACAAAAUGUAAACAAAAUGGUAUGGACAUGCCCAUGGUAUGAAGGAGACGGGGGGUAGAGCUGUAAAUGAAGGGGGGUGGGGGGGUUAUGGGAGGAGUUGGGUGGGGGGCUGGACGUGCCACAGACUAUUAUGAAAUGAGUAGUCUUAAAAAAACAAACUAUGAGACCAACAUCUAUAUCCACCAUACGGUUGACAACACUACGUCAUUUAUACGAUACGACGACAAGAGAAUCCCAGAGUUAGGUUUGUAGGAAGUCAUAUAGGAGCUUUUCACUUCUCAUUAGCUGUACCAGUCAGUGAUUCAGUAGAAAUACAAGUUGUAUAGGCUUUAUUGUUUAUUGUUGGUUUUAUGACCUUAAUAAAAAUGUAAGUAUGUAUAGGCGGGGUGUUUUUAACUGUGAUUAUUGUACAAAAUGAAAUCUCGAUCAAGAAGCACAUGAAGUUUGCAGCUCUUUUUUCCACCCGCUCAUUUUUGUAAAAUAACAACAACACACACACACACGAAAAAAAGAAAGAAAGAGAAAAGUCAUCCCGGAAGACCUUCUUAAGCAAUUUUGAACUCCAAACCAAGCUGUGAUAAGUGGAAUGGUUAACUGUUUAUAUACUGUGGUAUGUUUUUUGAUUACAGCAGGCGAUGCUUUUUCAGUGGUCUUUGACAAAAAUUUAAGGAAUCUAUCAGAUGCAAAUGUUUGUGUAGCAUCUUGUCUUUCUCUCUCUCUCUCAUUCUCUCUCUCUCUCUCUCUUUUUCCUUUUGUAAAUACUGGAGAAGCUUUGACCAGUUUGACUUAGAGAUGGAAUGUAACUUUGCUUACAACAAAAAUUGCUAUUAAACUCCUCUGCUUAAGGUGUUCUAAUUUUCUGUGAGCACACUAAAAGCAAAAAUAAAUGUGAAUAAAAUCUGA